Cucurbita pepo subsp. pepo (vegetable marrow) is the source of this 1692-nucleotide messenger RNA. RefSeq names its product vestitone reductase. The record is from RefSeq and is a predicted model, not a curated record. Gene Ontology annotation, molecular function: oxidoreductase activity, acting on the CH-OH group of donors, NAD or NADP as acceptor. NCBI's taxonomy places the organism in Eukaryota, Viridiplantae, Streptophyta, Magnoliopsida, Cucurbitales, Cucurbitaceae.
AUAAUUUAUUUCCUGAUAUAAACAAUUGCGUGGGAUUGCAAUCCUUACAAAUCCUUUCUGGAAAGGGCAGAAAUCGAGAGAAAUGGAAAAUGGGGCAAAGGGGAAGGUGUGUGUAACAGGAGGCACUGGAUUUAUAGCGUCAUGGCUGAUCAAGAGCCUUCUCGAGAAGGGCUACUCUGUAACCACCACUGUUAGAGCCGACCCAGAGAUGAGAAAGGACUAUGGAUUCUUGACAAAUCUACCCGGAGCAUCAGAAAAACUCCAAAUAUACCAUGCUGAUCUCGACGAACCGAAUAGUUUUGCUCCUGCCAUUGCAGGUUGCAUUGGAGUCUUUCAUCUUGCUACCCCAAUUGAUGCGAGUGACAAAGAAGGUGUGGAAGUGUUGACUAGAAGAACGAUUGAAGGAACACUGGGCAUCCUUAAAGUUUGUCUAGAUUCAAAAAUGGUAAGGCGAGUUGUAUACACUUCCGCUGCAGCCACCAUGCAGUUUAAUCACCACACAGUAGACAUUUUGGAUGAAAGUUGUUGGAGUGACAUUGAUUACAUCAAUAAUAUUGCACCAUUUGGAAGAUCAUACCCGAUUUCUAAGACAUUAACUGAGCAAGCAGUUCUUGAGUUCUCUCAACAAUACGGAUUGGAAGUUGUCACUGUCCUUCCAACUUAUGUUGUUGGUCCCUUCAUUUGUCCUAGACUUCCUGACUCUAUUCGUGUGACAACGUCUCUGAUGUCAGGUAAUAAAGCAGAUUAUGGAUUGAUCUUAAAAUCAAACAUGGUGCAUGUAGAUGAUGUGGCAAGAGCACACAUUUUUCUCUUUGAACAUCCAAAUGCAAAUGGGCGAUAUGUUUGCUCUUCCCACAUAAUCACAUUGGACGAAUUGGUUAAUCUCUUUUCUGCCAAGUACCCAGAAUUUCAGAUACCAUCUUCUGAGUCUUUGAAAGAUGUCAAAGGCUACAUAUUCAGUGAUGUCUCUUCAAAGAAGCUUUUGGAUGCUGGUUUUCAAUACAAAUAUGGUAUUGAAGAAAUGUUUGAUGGAGCAAUCCAAAGCUGCAAAGAGAAGGGUUAUCUCUAUGAAACAAAGAAGUAGUAAGCAUGGAAACAGAUUUAAUAAAAGCUCCUCCUGAUUGCAAAAGGAGGCCAAGAAGUUUGAUGUGGACUAUUGUACAAAAUGGUAGGAGCAGCCAAUUCGGAGGAUUCAAAACCUUGGAAGUCCAGUUUCUCGUAACCUCGAAAAUUGGGUUGUGAUAUUUUCAUCUUGCUACUGCAAUUGAUCUGGAUGACAAAGAAGCCGUGAAAGUGUCGACGAGAAGAACAAUUGAAGGAACAUUGGGCAUCCUUAAAGUUUGUCUAGAUUAAAAAACGGUCAGACGAGUUGUAUACGCUUGUAGACUUGCAUCGUAUCCCUUGACAUUUAUUACAUGAAGGGUAUUGUACCAUUGGGAAGAUUAUACCUGAUUUCCAAGACAUUAACUCAGCAAGCAGUUAUUGAGUUCUCUCAGCAAUAUGGAUGGGAAGUUGUCCUAAGCUUCCUGACUCUGUUCAUAUGACGAUGCUCCUGAUGUAAGGUAUUUCUUUUCAUGUUUAAAGUAUCUUAUGCUUGUAGACUUGGAAUUCUUUAUUUUUCUUGAAACUUUUGGCUAGAGAAAUAGUUUACUUGAUCUUUUUUAAAUUAUAAGUUGUUUUCGAACUUCUUUU